CUGUUGCCGUGGUUACCAUUUGUUUAGAGGAUCGGGGCGCUGUCCUAUGAGCAAACCAGGGAAUUUUGCUGCUGAGUGAUGGAAGACAGUGAUAAUGAUGAUGCAAAACUCAAAGAAGAGAUAGAAGCUGAAUUGGAUAAAAUCAGUAUUUCCUCCUUGGAACAAGAUGAGGUUGAGAGUGAGUCAAACUCAGAAACUCUAAGUGAAGGUAGUGAUGCAGAUUUAGAAGAAUUACCAGAGUCAGUUCUUCACUGCAUCAACAUUAUAAAGAACAAGAGUAAAACUGUUGAAGAACUCCUCCUUCAGGAUUUAGAAGACACCAAUGUUUUAAGCUAUAGUUAUGGAACAGUUUCUGAUAAUCAUAUGCAUUUAAGGAUAGGAUUAUCAACUGAAUAUAAAGAAAAUCAGGAACAACUAAUGAAGAUAUUAACUGAAAUAGAAAAAGAAGAAUUUAUGAGAAGUAAAUCCCAUUGUGAGAAUCCUGAUUUGGUUCCUGAGCCUGAUCUUUGUGAAUUGUCUAUGGAUGAACAUGCUUUACCAGAUGAUGCUGAUAUAAAUUUUGGAUAUUUUGAAGUUGAAGAAAGAUGUAGACAGUCUUUUGAAGCCUGGCAAGACAAACAGAAAGAACUAGAAGAUAAAGAUAAAGAAAUUCUCAAAGCUCAGAGGGAUAAAGAAGAAAAGCAAUUUCAAGAGGAAGAAGAAAAGAGACAUUGCUGGAUGAAACAAUUUGAGGUUGAAAAGAAAAAAUUAGAGAAUAUACAGAAGCAAGAACAAGACAAGAUGAAUGAGGAGCUCCAUGAAGAAGAGAAAAUGUGGAAAGAAAAAUUUAAACAGCAUGAGGAAUUUAUGAGAAAUUUGCAUGUACAAAUGGAAGAGGAAAGAACAAGGUUCAAGGAACUACAAAAAAAAGAAAAGAUGCGUUUGUUAGAACUGCAGCAUAAUGCAGCUGUAAAAAUUCAAGCUAAAUAUAAGGCAUUCAUAAUCUACCAAAAAUAUAGCCCCAUAAUUAGAGACCGAAUAGAAAGAAAACAAAGGAAAGCAAAAGAGUUGAAAGAAAAGGAAGCAAAUAUACGACAGAAAGAGGAAGAAAAUAGGAAAAAAUUAGAGGAAGAACAAAGGAUAGAAGAAGAAAUAAAAAAACAGAAGCAAGAGGAAAGGAAAAGGAGAGAAAAAGUAUAUGAAGAAAAAAAGAACAUCCUGAGACGAGAAAGAGAGGAAUUACAAAACAAGGAAAAAUUCAAAUUAAUAGAAGCUGCAAGCCAACAGCUUAUAAUAAGUACCACAUUAAAGAAGGGAGAACAUAAUGCCAAACAUAUAACUAUUGAAGAUAAGUCAAAGAAUAAGGGUGAGAUAGCCAAAGAAUUAGUGUAUGAAAAUUCAAAGAAGCAGGAAAAUGUUCCUCUUUGGGUAGUUAAGAAAUUAAAUAAGAGUGAAAAUAUAGGUAGUCAGUUUGUUUUGAAAGAACCAAUACAAGAACAAUUGAAAUCAAACCAAGCCAUUUUGGCAGAAUUAAAAAUAGAAGAAACAAAUGAAAGCCUAGCAAAAAAACAGUGUUCUCAAAAAAUGAUUAAGCAAGAAAUAAAAUAUGAAGAUAUGUACAAAAGAACUGAAUUAGAAAUCUUAGAUCUAAAAGAAAAUAUGAUUGAACAGUUUCAGCAAGAAUUAAAGACACAAACACAAAACCAGGAACGGGUGGAAUAUGCCAUAAAGGAAAAUGAGGGGGGAAAAAUCCAAAUAGUAGUAUUAGAAUGUAAUGAAGAAAUGAAUGAUGUGAAGAGCAAUGAAGCACAGAAAAUAAUAGAAUUUAAUGAACAGAAAAUGAUACAGAAAGUAGAAAAAGAAGAGAUAUCACAAGGGAAUGGAUUAUAUGAAGAGAAUACUUCCAUUAUUUCAAUAAAUCAAAAACUACUACCAUUAAAAUUAGAAAAUGCUGAAACUAUGGAGGAAUAUCCAAUACUACAAGAAAAAGAAAUUAACUUAAAAUCCAAAGAAGCUGAAGAAAACUCAAAAGGCAAUACUCUAAAUAGUGACAUUAUGUUCUUUAACAUCACUGAUGCCAUGGUAAAUAGAGAAGGCAAAAUAAAUAAGCAAGAUUACUUUUUGGAUAGACUUGCUCUUCAUGAAGAUUUUAGUGGCUGUAAUAAAAAAAUCUCCUGGAUUGCUAACAAAGAAAACUCUUUUAUAUCUGAGAUUAAUGAAAUUCCAGAGGAGUGCUAUGAAAAUAGGGCUGAAUGUGAACAGAUCACAACCUCUACACUAGAGUCAACACUUUUAUCUUCUAUUGAGGAGAAGAGACUAGCUUGGCUAAAAUCAUUUAAACCUUGGUUUGAAAUUUUCAGUCAAAAUCAACAGAAAAAAAUUGUUAAAAGAAAGAGACCUUUGAAAUGCCUAGCUAAUACGAUGCCUCCUCUGAGCACAUUAGAAAUUCUUCAGUAUGGCCAUUGGAAUACUUUACAGCAGGUUACAACCAUUACAUUCCAAGAUUUGCCAGGUUGUAGUCUCUCCACAUUGGCGGAGUGUACAAAUCUUCAAUUUCUAUCUCUUCGAUGCUGUGGAUUAACUUCUUUACACGGCCUGAAUAACUGCAAAAAACUUAAGUACAUUGAUGUACAGGAAAACUAUAUUGAGACUAUCAACUGUGAAAAUUUGGAAAAUCUCUGUGUUGUUCUUCUUAAUAAAAAUCAACUGAGUUCCUUUCAUGGUUUGGAUGGCUGCACUAAUAUUCAGAAUCUUGAACUUUCGCAUAAUAAAAUCACUCGAAUUGGUGGUUUAGAAUCUUUAAAAAAUCUUCAACAACUAAUUGUGGACCACAACCAGUUGAUUAGCACAAAAGGUCUGUGUGAAACCCCUACCAUUAUAUACCUGGAUUGCUCCUAUAAUCAUCUUACUGAUGUUGAAGGCCUUGAAAAUUGUGGAUUGCUCCAAAUAUUGAAGUUACAGGGAAAUAAUCUAACUGAGCUUCCAUCUUUGGAGAAUCAUGUUCUGCUAAGAGAAUUACACUUGGAUGAUAACAGCAUUUCAACUGUUGAAGGGUUUUCUUCAUAUUGGCUGCCUUUACUACAAAAUCUUACUAUCUCCCAAAACAGACAUUCUCUACUUGAAGUGUUACCUUCUCUAAAAAUCCUUAAUGGUGAUACGGUAAACUCUCAUUCAGAAAUCCACACUCAAGAACACUGUCAUCUAGAAUCAAGACAUUUGCUUGCAUUUUGUCAGUCCCAAAUUCGAGAAUUCAACUUACUAAGUGAAAAGUAUGUCAAUGGAAAUAGGGAUGUGUUCACCUUGGAUACUGCAGAAAAUUUCUGUUAUUAUUUUAAGAAGUUGAUGACACUUAGUAGUGAAUGCAGAUAUGCACAUGAACAUGGGGAUAUAAGUAUCACUAAGAGAGAUGAAUCAGAAACCCAGAAAAAUCAUUUGGCCAUUCCAAGCAGUGACUUCAUACUGCAAGAUGAAGUCUUCCACUCUAGCACCAACAAACAUAGAACAGACUCACCAGGAAUUUCUGAGCAGUGGAUGGACCCUUGCUUUAAUAAUUCCCCAAUAAGCUACUCCUCUGCAUAUGAAGUUGUGGAAGGAAGAAGUCAGGAAAAAUUAGCAGGCCUGAAGAAAGAAGAUGGUAAGACAAAAAGCAUCCCCACCAAAGGAAGUUCAUUCAUGGAAACAGAAAUGACAAAUUCUCUGCUGAGGAAUCACCAGCAUAUGGAACAGAGUGAAAAAAUCAGGGCAGCAGUAGUAAUCCAGGCACACUGGCGUGGUUACCUUGUGCGCACACAGAUCAAUUUCUCUACACGGAGGCAUACUGCUGCAGUAGAACCCCUGCCAAAUUCCUUCAUCAAUAUUCAGACUAUUUUGAAGAAAGAAAAAAGAAAAAAUACUAUGAAUAACCAAGAACAGAGGGAGAAGGCUGCUGUUCUUAUUCAGGCAGUUUGGAAAGGCUUUAUUUUGAGAAAGAAACUGACAACAGCUCUAAAAGCUAUCAAAAAUGAAGAAUCUGAAGAAGAAUAUGAAGAAAUAGAUUUAGAGGAUUUUACAUUUGAUGAAGCUGCCUUAGAGAAAGAAUGGCUAGAUUUAGAUUCCACCCGCUUCCCUUCACAAACACUGCUUCUCUCAAACCAGCUGCACUGGCCAAAGAUCUCUGGAACUUUGAAAUAUGAUGAUGCCUCACUUAAUUUACCAAGUCAUCCAGCUCAAGCAUGGCUAUGUAAUGACAAAGAAAAUUGUUUUUCAUCAGAACACACACACUUAAAUGGCAGAUCAGAAAAUGGAACUUUAUCCUGGACAUCUGAAUCUAAGACUAGUAGAAAGAGUUUACUAAGAUCUGAAAAAGAAGAAAAAAUUUCAGAAGAAUGGGGAUUUAAGGAUAUUUCUACUGCUCAACAAAUGCUGAAAAGGGCACAGAAAAUGAAAUCGAAGAAAUUAAAGAAAAAAUUAGAUCCCAGUGUGCGCCUAGCAUUAUUCAAAAACAAUGAAAAUAAAGUUUCUGUUAUAAACUCACCAAAGCAGACACCGUCUAAAAGAGAUGGCUACUUUGAAGGUAAGGAAGAAGACUUUAUCUACAAGGAUACUACUGCAAAUGAAAAAUUAGAAAGGAGUAAAGAAUAUACAUACCAGUGGCUUCAUACACAGGUUGGGGUUCAUGCAGCUAGUUCCAGAAAUAUGAAAUGCAAUCACUUCUUGCCUGAGUUAGAUCCAGAUGUACUUAAUGGUGGAAGAGUCCAACUCGUGGCAAGACUUGUAAGCAGAGAAGACACGGAUUUAGACCUUUUUUCCAUGACCAGUGGAAGUGCUUUGUCUGUGAACAGAGAAAAAAAAAAUCAGGCACACAGAUACUCAGCGGGAUCUUCAAGUUGUUCAAUUAAGGGAAUAGUUGCACCCAUAAUAACAAAUUCAAGACCUUCUAAAAAAGAACGCAUAUCAUUCCGUGACAAUCCAGUGCGACUCAGUGGUGGAUGGGGAAGUGGCAGAAAGAAGGAGAAAACUUCCAACUAAUCCUUCAAGCUUCAGCAUUCAAAACAUAUGGCAAAUGGUUUAUUUAAAAGAAGUCUGUGGAUAUCUGGUCAUGUUACCAAUUGGAUACAAAGUUUUAGAGUACUGUGUUUAAUUUGUUUUAUUAUACAUAUUUUACGAUUUUGUUUUCUGGUGUAGUUAUCUUCUUUCCCAUCUAUAAAAUACAGUAUGCAGUUCUUCCUGUGUGCAUGAAGAAUGGCCUCCAGAAAACUAAUUCUUGAAAUAUCACAAUAGAAUUUAUAUAUUCAGUUUUUUUAGUUUACAUUUUUAUGCUACAUAUAUUCAAGAUGAUUUUUUGUUACCAAUAAUACAUUUUAAUACCAUGUGCAUAUAAAAAUAUAACUAUCUUUUAUUAUAAUUGUUUAAUGCAGUAUUAAUGAAUAAUGAAUAUGUUAAUAAAUUGAAUCCAAGAGAUUAUUAU
This is a messenger RNA of Ictidomys tridecemlineatus (thirteen-lined ground squirrel), 5425 nucleotides long. The record is from RefSeq and is a predicted model, not a curated record. Lineage: Eukaryota; Metazoa; Chordata; Mammalia; Rodentia; Sciuridae.